Molecule: messenger RNA, 3367 nt
Organism: Trematosphaeria pertusa
Lineage: Eukaryota; Fungi; Ascomycota; Dothideomycetes; Pleosporales; Trematosphaeriaceae
Exons: 2
Coding region: 216-3038 (940 amino acids)
Source: RefSeq, a predicted model, not a curated record
UAAUAAGACUGCGGGACGCGGCACUUUUAGUUUCAAUUUACGCUCAGCUGAGUGCCUGGCGCGUGGGAGCGCAGGUACGGCAUCCACUUAAUUAUGCUGAGGAGACCGUGACCCUUGAUCCCCCCUUCCCCUCACGCGCCCAACCUCCAUAUGGGCCUCCGACUCCGUCCCUUACCUACGCAGCGGCGCACAGCAUUGCUGCAUUCUCGCACAACAUGCCCGCCGAAACACUGCCCCCGGAGCCGCCUCCGCAGAAGUUCUCGCGCUAUCGGAGUGUGCGCCGCGCUCAGGCACAGCAAGCGCAGCCCCAGCAGUCCAACGCAGCGCAGCAGCGCGCAGAAGACGUUCCUCCUAUGCCUCCGCUGCCCCCAAUGGAGCCCCAGAAAGACGCUGCAGUCAGCAGAAGCAUGUCGCGCUACCACCGUCGGCCCGCAACAUCUCACGCGCCCGCCGCAAAAGCUCCACCUCUGCGAUCGGCAACCGUUGAGGUACCGCCUCCACCAACAACGCAAACCACAACCUCCGCCCGCUAUCGCGCUUUGAGCUCACCACAAGCCCGCCUUGCAAGCAAUGCCCAACCGCGACUACCAAAUGGCUCACGAGCGCGAGCGGAGCCCGCACCCGCCGACACAGCCACGGCUCGACAACCGCACCGCACCGCACGCGACGAAGCCAAGCAACUGCUUCAGAAUGAGGCCGAACGGCAUCGGCGCAUGAAAGAGAAGCUCAGAGCUGCGAAGCAGGCUAAAGAGGAAGUUGAACAAGCCGACCGCGAGCAACAGGAGAGAUUGCGCAGAGAAGGGGAGGAGGCUGCGCGUCUGAAGGCACAACGAGAGGUUGAGGAGGUGGAACAGCUGCGGCGGCAGAAGGAGGAAAAGGAGCGCGGGAAGAAGCUGCAAAAGGCGGAAACCGCGAGAAGGCUGCAGGAGAGGGAAGAGGCGGAGCGCAAGUCAAGGAUGGAGGAAGCUGCUCGCAAGGCACAGGCGUCUCCGCCAGUGUCACCCCCGAGGCACGGUGGAGGCUUUGGACUGUUCAGGAGACGCAAAGACGGUGCGCCAGCGUCACCAGAGAGUCCUCCAACUCAUUCGAAGUCUCCGCAGCCGAGCAACGGCCAUCGAGACAUGGACACAAUUAGACCUGGAGGAGGCGGCGCCGUUCUGGGUAUCGAUGCACCCAUCUCUGCCGUGAAUGCCGGUGAUCGGCGCGUGACCGUCGUCCGCAACGACAAGAGGUUCUUUCUCCCUGUCACACCGGAAACCACAGCGCAGGACCUGCUUCGAUCGGCCUCCCUUUGCAUGACCGAGCCAAUUGAUCCACAUACCGAUGUGCUUAUCGAAUCCUUUCAGAAGGUUAGCGUCGAACGUCCGCUGCGUUUAUAUGAACAUGUGCGAGACGUCCUGAAUUCAUGGGACAACGAUGCUCAAAAUGACCUCAAAAUCGUUAACGCUGCAUACAAUGACAUCGACCGUCUAGAGCUACUUGCUCCUUCGGUUCCCGACUCUAGACCGCAAGGCAUGGGCUGCUACCUGAACUACUCUUCCCGGCCCCAGAAAUGGAACAAAAGGUACAUUACGCUUCGAUCCGACGGACAGUUGAUGAUGGCAAAAAGCGAGACCUCAAAGGAUCACGAAAACAUCUGCCAUCUGUCAGACUUCGACAUCUACACGCCCACCUCACGCAAGAUUGCGAAGGUCAGGCCUCCAAAGAAGUUGUGUUACGCAGUCAAAAGUCAGCAAAAGUCAAACAUCUUCUCGGACGAGAGUCGAUACGUUCACUUCUUUUGCACCAACGACAGGCACACGGCGGUAAACUUCUACAAGUCUUUGCAAGUUUGGAGGAGCUGGCAUCUCAAACACGUUAUGGGCGAAGGCCAGAAGAAACCAAAGACACAGGAAAGCAAAGCUACGAACGGGCUGUUGUCGAAUGGCGUUGGGCGUCUUAGCCUUGAUCAAGGCGGUGGCGGAUCCUCCCAUACCCGAAACACCUCCACUGGUUCUUACUAUCAACUGGGGACCUUCACGCCUUUGAUUGACUUUAAUCAGUUUGACAAAAACCUCGAACAUAUAAAGGACUCGGUUGCACACCCUGGUGAGACGGCGCAUGCUAGGGUGGAUACGAAAACGUUGCAUGCAAGGAAGAUGUCGGCAAGAGUCAAGGGUCCGCCGCCGGUGGCGUACAAUAGGGGCGGUUUGAGUAAUGAGGAUUCGGUGCCACCCACAGGCAGGACGAAUUCGCUCACGCAAAGCUCUUCCUCCGAUCCCGAGGGCGAAACGUUUGCACCUGGCGGUCUGCUUGGGAGAAAGUAUUCUCAGCGACAGAGAGCCGUGCAGGACCGCGAGAGGAAGGAGUCUGGGCCGUUCACCGAUGGCCCGUCGCUCAUCAGUAACAUGGACUACAUGGCUGCACAGUCGACAGGCAACGAUUCCGGCCUCAACCGCAAUGCCUCGGUCCGUACCACUCAUCUGCGAACUUCAAGCGAUAUCCAGCGGAGUGUUUCAACGCGGGGCAAAAUGAAACCUCUCGUAGACCUGACGCCCCAAUACCGGGAGCCGCCUCAACAUGCUCGUAAGGGCAAGGGCUAUGUCCCGGAAGCCGGCGCUGGCCCUCUGGUCGAAAAUGCAACAUCUCUAGAAGAAGCAAUCAAGAUUCCGCCCUCCCAAGAUUGGCGCGCCGCUCGGCCGCCUACCACACGUACACAUGGAACCUACGGCAUCGGCGGGCAUGAGCGUACGCGAUCCCUCAAAGGACGGGGCGAAGGCCUCGCGGCAUACACGGUGAACAACCACUCUGCUGCCCCUGAGGAUGACAGCAAUGCGUUCACUGGCGGUGGUCUUCUUGCUGGAGCGAACUUUGGCCAGGGACAUAGGCCAGUAGGCCAUGGAGUUAUGGACGGUUCGAAAGCGAGGGGUCCGAUGCUCGAUGUGAGGGAGAACCCCAAGUUCGCCUCGGGCAGUCUGCUCGCUGGCGUCGAGCGGGUGCGUGGCCCCUCGGGGCCGGUUAUUGACCGCGACAGGCGACAGAGUGUUGAUCUUGGAUGAAGCCAUGGGGACUUCAGGGAUGAGUAUAAAGAGACGCGUUAAUGAGUGGUAAUUCUGGUAUGGCCGGGGCGCGCUUGAGCAUUUUGCGGAGUUCAAUAUCCCCAGAGUGGAGUUAUGGCUCGGGGACCUUUCCUACUUGUUCGUCUUGCUUCAGUAUUCUAUCUGGGUAUCGGUCUUGAGUUGUUUCCACGUCCGGCAUGGUAGAGCUCGGAGGUUUUCGGGAGGUUAUUCGGAGCAUUUAUACCGCGGAAUGGCUGAGGGGCGUCAUGGUCGUCGUCCUCACGGAUCGAAUAGCACGGUAUCGCUUGGAAAUCUGAAUCUAAGAUCUG